GUCACUUGUUAGAGAGUUACCUCCCUUUGUAAAUACUGCAGCAUGAACGUUGUCCACUAUCGUCUGUUAACAUUUGUACUGAUCAGAGUCUUUAUCCAUACAUUGUGUCUACUUUGAUCUUUUCGACAGUUACAAGAGCCCUCACCAUUGAUAAGGCCGCAUGGACAAAGACAUGAAAGAAGAAGCUGCUGCCAAACAUUGGGAUGAUUCUCAAAAUGGACGUGAGGAAAUAAUUGGUCACCAUGCAAGAACUCUCACACCUGAAGAAACAGCAAAGCUUGAUAAGGACAAGACACUCAUUUCUGAAUAUAAGCAAAGGAAGUUUGAACUGGAAGCACAAAAGAAUUGGGAUUUGUUUUAUAAACGGAACACUACCAAAUUCUUUAAGGACCGACACUGGACAAAAAGAGAGUUUUCAGAACUAAUCAGUGAAAAACAGGAUUCCGAUGUGAAGACGGUACUGGAAGUUGGUUGUGGUGUCGGCAACUUUAUUUUCCCUCUACUGGAGGAGGACAAAAACUUGUACUUUCAUGCAUGUGAUUUCUCCAAGAGAGCUGUGGAAUUUGUCAAAUCUCAUCCCCUGUACGAUGCUGCCCGCUGCAACGCCUUCCAGUGUGAUCUGACAGUUGAAGACCUCCGCGACGACGUGCCCCCAGACACUGUAGAUGCUGUGUCCAUGAUCUUUGUGUUGUCAGCUAUACACCCAGAUAAGAUGCUUGCUGCUCUUCACAAUGUCUUUAAGGUGAUUCGGCCUGGGGGGUGCAUCUUGUUCCGAGACUAUGGAUUGUAUGACUAUGCAAUGCUGAGAUUUGCCCCUGGACAUAAACUGUCCGACCACUUCUACGUGAGGCAGGAUGGAACUCGGGCAUAUUACUUUUCUAUAGAAAAUCUUGAGAAUGUGAUGACUUCCGCUGGUUUUACAGUUAGCAAGAAUGAGUAUGUCAAGCGAGAGACAGUCAACAAGAAAGAGGGAAUAUGUGUUCCUCGUAUAUUUGUUCAGGGGAAGUUUGUGAAACCUUUAGCUGCAUCUGCAGAUGCUGACAAAGAAGCUACGAUCAUAUCCACAGGCUCCCACGAUUCUCCAUCACUCGGAGAAGUAACAGACUCAUCAGACAGUUCCAGUCAACAAGUCACGUGACAUUACUUUUGUACCUCAGAAUAAAUGUAUUUGUCAA
Haliotis rufescens (red abalone) is the source of this 1175-nucleotide messenger RNA. RefSeq names its product tRNA N(3)-methylcytidine methyltransferase METTL6-like. NCBI's taxonomy places the organism in Eukaryota, Metazoa, Mollusca, Gastropoda, Lepetellida, Haliotidae. The transcript has 6 exons. The coding region runs from base 161 to 1138 and encodes 325 amino acids. The record is from RefSeq and is a predicted model, not a curated record.